AGAUUAAAACUGGCUGCUUUUGGCACUCAGAGAGCAGCAUCUCCAGGAUUGAUCUGUGUGUCUAUGAAUAACUCCAUGGCUUUGCCUCCUGAAUUCACUGAUGGAGCUGUGAGGUCUGUCUCUGGUAAGAGAUUAAAAAUGGCUGCUGUUGACACUCAGAGAGCUGCAUCUCCAGGAUUGGACUGUGUGUCUAUAGGGAGUAGCAACUCCAUGCCUUUGCCUCCAGAAUUCAGUGAUGGAUAUCUUGUGAGGUCUGACUCUGGUGUGAAUUGUGGAGAAGAGCCCAGGGUUGCAUCAAAACUACAAAAAUACGCCUGUGACCUCACACUGGAUCCAAACACAGCAAACACUCUACUUGUUCUGUCUGAGGGGAACAAAAAGGUGACGAGUGUGAGACGGAGACAGUCUUAUCCUGAUCAUCCAGACAGAUUUGAUGGGUAUCUUCAGGUUGUGAGUAAAGAGAGUCUGACUGGACGCUGUUACUGGGAGGCUCAAUGGAGCGGACCAUAUGCUGAAAUAUCAGUGUGUUAUAAAGGAAUCAAGAGGAAAGGAUGGAGUUAUGACUGUUGGUUUGGACACAAUAAUAAGUCCUGGAGUCUGAGAUGCUCUAAUCACUCAUUUACGGUCUGGCACAAUGAUAAAGCCAAAGUCAUCUCUCUUAGUCCAGACUCCAGCAGGACAGUAGGAGUGUUUGUAGACGAGUCGAGCGGCUCUCUGUCCUUCUACAGCGUCUCUGACACACACAAACUCAAACGCUUACACACGUUCCACACCACAUUCACUGACACACUAUACGCUGGAUUUAUUGUUUCCCCAAAUUCUUCAGUUUCCCUGCGUCCCAUUAAAUAUACACGCAAAAACAAGAAGAACACACGCACACACUCAUGCUUCAUCCACAUAAAGACACACCCUGUGCACACACGUACAGUUACACAGACACACAGGCCAAACAGACUUGCAAGCACACAUAAACACAACGCGUACACAUACACACACCAACAAACACACAUGCACAGACACACACUUCGCACCACACACUCGCACUCCACAUACACAAAUCCAACACCACAUGCACACACAGUCACUCACUUGUUUACACACUUGCUUUCUGUUGCUACCUUGUGCUGCUGCUCCUUCCUUGCUUUAUUAUAUCUACUCUUUAAACUCAACACUUGAUCUGAGUUACACAAUGCUGUUUUUAUUAGUUUUUGCAUAUUAUUUUUUUUUUUUUCAAAACUACACAAAUUGAAGAACUCAUUCAUUCAUUUUCCUUCGGCGUAGUCUCUAUUUCAGAGGUCGCCACAGCGGAAUGAAUCGCCAACUAUUCCGGCAUAUGCUUUACACAGCAGAUGCCCUUCCCGCUACAACCCAGCAUUGGAAAACAUCACACUCAUUCACACACACACACACACACACACGCACACACACACACACACACACGCACACGCACACGCACACACACACACACACACACACUCAUACACUAAAGCCAAUUUCAUUUAUUCAUUUUCUUUCAGCUUAAUCCCUUUAUUCAUCAGGGGUUGCCACAGCAGAAUGAACUGCCAACUAUUCCAGCAUAUGUUUUAAACAGCGGAUGCCCUUCCAUCUGCAACCCAGUACUGGAAAACACCACACUCAUUCACACACACACACACACUCAUACACUAAGGCCAAUUUCAUUUAUUCAUUUUCUUUCAGCUUAGUCCCUUUAUUCAUCAGGGGUCGCCACAGUGGAAUGAACCGCCAACUAUUCCGGCAUAUGCUUUACGCAGCAGAUGCUCAUCCAGCCACAACCCAGCAUUGGAAAACACCACACUCAUUCACACACACACACACACACACACUCAUACACUAAGGCCAAUUUCAUUUAUUCAUUUUCUUUCAGCUUAGUCCCUUUAUUCAUCAGGGGUCGCCACAGCGGAAUGAACCGCCAACUAUUCCGGCAUAUGCUUUAUGCAGCAGAUGCUCUUCCAGCCACAACCCAGCAUUGGAAAACACCACACUCAUUCACACACACACACACACACACACACACUCAUA
Messenger RNA from Danio aesculapii, 2040 nucleotides. Its product is annotated as stonustoxin subunit beta-like. The record is from RefSeq and is a predicted model, not a curated record. The transcript is spliced from 4 exons. Gene Ontology annotation, molecular function: protein binding. The coding region runs from base 64 to 1176 and encodes 370 amino acids. NCBI's taxonomy places the organism in Eukaryota, Metazoa, Chordata, Actinopteri, Cypriniformes, Danionidae.